This is a messenger RNA of Sphaeroforma arctica JP610, 166 nucleotides long. RefSeq lists its product as hypothetical. The annotation marks the transcript as partial. Lineage: Eukaryota; Ichthyosporea; Ichthyophonida. The transcript has a single exon. The record is from RefSeq and is a predicted model, not a curated record.
AUGUACACAAGCACUUGCCCUGUACUCGGGAAGAGCCCCAGUCCGCCUAUACUCACCACCACCACCAUCACACACUGUACACGCAGCCACGACACAUCAGAUAACGAAGGCACCCAACAGCACGCAACAGUGCGAGACUUACUAGAAGAGGUCUAUCGCAAAGCAG